UUUGCCAGCAAAACUUACCGUUUGGAAAUCAUUUCGAUUUUUAGAUGUUCUGCUAACUUCGGACACUUUUGUCGGCACAAAUCCACAUAUGCAUAAAUCUCGGGACUUAAAGUGGAUUGGUUAUUGCUAAAUUUGUGCCCGUUCGUUUGUGCCGUAAAAAGUUUGCCAGCGAAACAUACCGUUUGAAAAUUAUUUCAAUUUUUAGAUGAAUAAACAAUGCUCGUACUAUCCCAUCAACAGGAAUAGAUCGGUACGCGACACGCUCACAGAACAAUUUUUGAGGUUAUGUAAAUUCUAAAGAGAUGUUUUUGUGAAGAAUUAAAUCUUUAUUUUUAUUAUGUUGUAUUAGUAGUUAAUUAAUAAAGGAAUAUAACUCGAUAAUUUUAAAACCUACGGGCAUAAUAAGCGCUUACAAACCAUGCGUAUUUUAUAACAGAAGAGCGAUGUUGAAUGAAGAUUCUAUUGAAAUCAGACAAGAGAACGAAAUAGAAGCAUUAAAGGCAAUUUUUGGAGAUGCGUUGGAAGAUUUACGUGACAAAGUUGCUUGGAAUUUAUGGCUGCCUUUAAACGUAAAAAUCAAGCUGACUCCACAACAAGGAAGUUCUGGUGUUCACGAGGUGUAUGCUACUGUGGAGCUUCACAUUAUUUGCUCCAAACAAUAUCCUAAUGACAUCCCGGAGAUCUUACUUGAAAAUGGCAAAGGCAUGUCGAAAGCUACGUUGGACGAGUUACAAAUUGAGCUACAGCAAGAAGCCCACAAUUUAUUGGGGGAGGUGAUGAUUUUCGAACUUGCUCAGCAUACGCAGUCAUUUCUCUAUCGACACAACAAACCCGGAUUUAAAAGUUUUUACGAGGAAAUGUUAAAUAGGCAAAAGGCAGAGGAGCAGAAAUUAAAGCAAGCAAAACAAUUGGAAAGGGAUCGAGAGAGACAAGUGAUAUUCAACGAAAUAGAAAAAAGAAGAGAGAUUCUUAAAUCAGAAUUUAAACUGAGGAGAGAACGAUUUGACAGUGACCAGUCAGAUGAAAAUUAUCCGGGCAAAAAUAGGAAAAGCAGUAACAGUGCUAGUUCACUCGACCACGAAGAUUCAAGGUGUGAGCAUCAUGGCACUCAAGUGAUCGAAUUUUCAAAUAAUGGAAUUAGAGAAAUUCAAAGGGGUCGUUGUAUAGGUCACUUAAAGGAAGGGCAGGUUACAUAUUACCAUGGCUUAGAUAUAGAAACUGGGGAGUUAUUUGCUGUAGGAGAAUGGAUUAUUAAUUAUAAAAAUGCUGAUGAAUUACAAGUAUGUCGACAAGUUACAAGCAUUGAACAGGAGAUGAACUACCUAAUUAAAUUGAAACACUCACACCUUGUGCAUUAUGUGAAUGUGAAACAGCAACAUGUCAAAGACAGUAAUCGAGUGAUUGUCAAUAUUUUACAAGAAUUUGUUGUAGGGUUGUGUUCUUCUGUCUUCAAUUAUGAAUUAUCCAUUGAAACUGAAAUGGUGCGACACAUUGCCAUCGGAGUAUUGAGCGCCUUAGAAUUUUUACAUCGAAAUAACGUUAUUCAUAGAGAUAUCACCAAAUCCUGCGUUUACAUUAGCACUAAUGGCACGGUUAAACUAAGCAAUUAUAGUAUUUAUAAACGCUUAACCGAUUUGAUUGCUCAUUGUCAGUCUGUAAGCAGCUAUAAUAAGAAAACUGAUAUUUACCAGUUUGGAAUAUUGUUAUUAUCUCUAAUUCGAGGUUGUUCUGCCUCUGAUGAUAAUCCAGAAAUACCUUCAAACGUUCAAAUGGAUCUUCAUGAUUUUUUAAUGAGGUGUUUGACAAGAGAAGAAAAAGAACGGUAUACUGCAGCGCAACUGUUAAAUCAUCCAUUUAUAAAAGUUCCCUUAGAGCGUUUAUCCCCUCCCCAAAACGUGGAUGAGUUCCCUAUUACAAAAAACGUAUCACCAGAACCAAUCCUAACUGACAUAAGAACAUUAAGCCAUUCCAACUCCGGGGGUCAGUCGAGGGUAGAAAGUGAGUUUGAGGUAAUGCAAUGGAUCGGAAAGGGAGCGUUUGGUGACGUUUUAAAGGUGCGAAAUAAACUGGACGGUGGCCAUUAUGCGAUCAAGCGAAUUGAACUAAAUCCGAAAAACAAACAAUUGAAUCGAAAGAUAACGAGAGAGGUGAAACUUUUAUCUAAGCUGAACCAUGAGAAUGUUGUUAGAUAUUACAAUGCUUGGAUUGAGAGUGCGACAAUUGACGAUGAUACCCCACCGUCUUCAAGAACUGACUCCUCCAAUGUUACAAACUUGCCAAAAACAGUUCAUAAGGAUGAGCUCACUUUUAAAAAUGACGUGGAGAUGUUGGCGCCUCCGCUCAAAGAUGUGGAAUGGUCUAUUAGUUAUGAAAGUAAAUCGAAACCUGGUGUUGUCGAUGAUGAAUCUAGCGAUGAUGAUGAUGAAGAAGAUUGGGGUGUUAUACUAGAUGUGGAGUCUUCAGACUCUGAUAGUAUACAAUUUGAAAGAGAUGAUAGCGAAACUACCUGUGACGAAUCAAAUAGUAUUACUACUGCUAAUGAUUCCAUGCAUGUUGAUGCAACACCGCGAGGCCGAGUAAUUCAGUUUAUGUACAUUCAAAUGGAAUUCUGCGAGAAGAGCACAUUAAGGACGGCAAUUGACUCUGAUUUGUACAUGGAUCAAGAUAGGAUUUCGAGAUUAUUUCGAGAAAUUAUUGAAGGUUUGGCGCACAUACACCAACAGGGAAUGAUUCAUAGAGAUUUAAAACCGGUAAAUAUAUUCUUGGAUUUAAAUGACCAUGUCAAAAUUGGAGAUUUCGGAUUGGCUACAACAAACAUCUUAACCAAAACAGGCGAAGUGUCCACCAACAGUAAGAACACACAAGAAAAUGAGAAAAUAAUUUGGUCACCCGAAGUUGGUGACGGAAGUUUAACUGGUCAUGUCGGAACUGCUUUAUAUACAGCGCCGGAGCUUACCUCAAACUUAAAGACAAUAUACAAUCAAAAGGUAGACAUUUACAGUCUAGGCAUAAUUUUAUUUGAAAUGUGUUACGUUCCGCUUAAAACUCAAAUGGAGAGAAUGAAGAUUUUAACUGGACUGCGACUUAAAGAGGUAUGCUUUCCGGCGGAUUUUAAUAGGAAGGAGUGCCAUAAGCAAGAAAUUCUGAUAAGAUGGUUGUUGAAUCAUGACGUUGCAAAACGACCGACCUCUGAGGAAUUAUUGCAAUCGGAAUUGGUGCCGCCUCCAGUUGUUGAAGAGGAGAAGAUGCGAGAAAUGUUUAGGCACACUCUUAGUAACACACAGUUGAAAGAAUACAAAUACCUUAUAGCGUCUUGCUUUCAGCAGCCUGUGACUGCUGCACAGGACAUCACCUAUGAUAUGAAUGUGGUGAUUCCUAACAUUACAAAGUCUUUACAGUUGUUUCAUUAUGUAAAGGAAACUGUCAAAAAUAUAUUUCACUUGCAUGGGGGACAGAAUUUAUCGACACCUUUAUUGUUACCGAAAAGUAAAUAUUAUGACGCAAUAGAUUCGUGCGUAAAACUAAUGACACAUUCCGGUAGUAUAACAUCGCUGCCUCAUGAUUUACGAGUAUCUUUCGCACGGUAUGUAGCAUGGAAUAACAUAACGUUUUUGAGAAGAUAUGCAAUCGAACGUGUUUACAGAGAAAAGAAGGUUUUCGGCUUUCAUCCAAGAGAAUUAUACGAAUGUGCAUUUGAUGUCGUCACUCCUAAUCCAGGUAAUUUCGUAACGGAUGCCGAAGUGCUCUUCAUUGUUAAUGAAAUCGUCAAUGCUUUGCCCGGACUGAAAAACAAAAAGUUUUUUAUACGACUGAAUCACACUUCGCUACUUAAAGCUGUAUUGCUUCAUUGUGGUAUUAAAGAUCGUCAUAAUGACGUUUUUAACAUCUUAUCAGAUGCAAAGGAAGGCAAAGUGAAAUUACAAGUAAAAACUCACCUGAUCAGUUUAGGUCUGUCGGAUAAUUCCAUUACCACCCUUUUCAAUCUUAUAGAAAUGGAAAACACGUUCCCGAAAAUAAUGAGCGCAUUUCAGAUUAUAACUAGAAAAAAAUCAACCGAAGCAAGCACGUUAGCCAAGCAAGGCUUGCAGGAGUUGAAGAUCAUCAUACAAAAUGCGGAAGCGCUCGGCGUUAAUUUUAACGUUGUCAUUGCUCCCGGCUUACUGUUUAAUGUUCGACAGUAUUCGGGCAUGAUGUGCCAGUUUGUGUGUGAAUUAAAAAAAAAGAGAAGGCGAGGUGGAAUGGACGUGCUCGCUGCUGGUGGCAGGUACGAUGGUAUGAUUGCGAGUUAUCGCAAUGUUAAAGAAGAGGCUAUUAUGUUAAAUAAAGAACUGCAGCAAUCGGCAGUUGGGAUUUCUAUAUCGCUCGAUAAGUUAAUCCAAGCUGUUCAAGAGGGCGGUGAUUUCAGUGAGGCGACAACUAGCAACCUGGAUGCUGUUGUGUGCUCUUUAGGUAACAAAAUUGCGCCUAGAGAAAGGUUUCUGGUUUUAACUGAUCUGUGGGCUGCUGGUAUUCGUUGCUGUUUAAUUGAGGCAAGCAGUCUCGAAGAAAUUCAAGAGCAAUGUACUGAACUUAGCGUUUCUCAUAUAAUUAUAUUAAAAGAAACUGAGAAGGGUACCGUAAGAAUUCGCAGCUGGGAUAGAGAUAGAUUUCAAGAAAAAGUAGUUAAAAUUCCGGAUUUAGUAGAAAAUAUGCAAAGAGUAAUAAAACUGUGGAACGAAGGAUGUGCAGAACAUGUAAUUCCUUUAAGUAAUAUUAAGAAUGAUAGCAGAAUCAGUAGUGGCGAUAGCCAUGAAGCUAUUGUAUCAAUCCUUUUUGUUACAAUGGAGAAAUUAUCGGCGAACACGAGAAAAAGAUACGAAAAUCAGAUAAAAUCCCAAUUAGACAGUUUAUUUAAACGGCUGUCGGGAGAAGUGAUUGUGUUAGCGUUGAGUGUGGACUCCAGUGUAAUCCGUAGUUUAACUUCGUACUUAGAUUUUGAAUCUGAACGUGUAUUUCAGAACUCAUUGAAGGUUGUAAUUGAAAGACACCAAAGGCAUAAAAAAUAUUUAAUGGAAAUAUGUGACGAAAUGUAUGAGCUCAAGUUGAAACACACCAACGCAAUUUUAAUUUUAUACAGUAUAAGUGAUUAUUUUUAUAAGAUGUUUUUAUAAAAGCAAUCCAUGAACUACUGGUUAGGUUGAAGACUUUUUAUUUUUACAGCUGCUGUAUAUUGUGACUAGUAAUAAGAGUAGGUAGUAAAACUGCUUUGCCACAAAAAGUACAUCAUUAUAUCUAUAAAAUUGUGACCUGAACGUAUUUAUAUAAAUGAUAAGUAUUUUUUAAA
Messenger RNA from Photinus pyralis (common eastern firefly), 5323 nucleotides. It is a transcript of the gene Gcn2, whose product is annotated as eIF-2-alpha kinase GCN2. The coding region runs from base 444 to 5150 and encodes 1568 amino acids. Gene Ontology annotation, cellular component: cytosol. The record is from RefSeq and is a predicted model, not a curated record. The transcript has 25 exons. Gene Ontology annotation, biological process: DNA damage checkpoint signaling; regulation of translational initiation by eIF2 alpha phosphorylation. Gene Ontology annotation, molecular function: eukaryotic translation initiation factor 2alpha kinase activity; protein binding; ATP binding. Lineage: Eukaryota; Metazoa; Arthropoda; Insecta; Coleoptera; Lampyridae.